Messenger RNA from Coccomyxa subellipsoidea C-169, 2668 nucleotides. Its product is annotated as cytochrome P450. The transcript is spliced from 12 exons. The record is from RefSeq and is a predicted model, not a curated record. NCBI's taxonomy places the organism in Eukaryota, Viridiplantae, Chlorophyta, Trebouxiophyceae, Coccomyxaceae. Bases 1 to 1338 code for a protein of 445 amino acids. Gene Ontology annotation, molecular function: heme binding; monooxygenase activity; oxidoreductase activity, acting on paired donors, with incorporation or reduction of molecular oxygen.
AUGGUCCAGUAUUUCGCCGGCGCGCAGCCUGUGGUGGUGAUCAAUGAUGCUGAGAUGGCCAGCAAGGACUAUCAUCGGAGCAUGAAGCACGCGUGGCUGCCAGUCUUCAACAGUGCCAGUCUGGAGAUCUCCUCUAAGGAGAUGAACAUUGGAGCAGAGCGUCUGGCGGCGACCCUGGCCAAGUUUGCCAAGCAGGGAAAAGAGGUCAACAUCUGGAGGCAAUUCGGCUACAUGACAAUGGAUGUGGUGGGAACAACUGCAUUUGGGGUGGAGCUGCGAACACAGGAGGGUGAGAAGGGUCUAAAUUCUGAGGAGGCGGAGCGACUGGUGUGGGCCGCGCAGUCCAUCUUUGCAACAAGCUCUGUGAAGGCGUCGAUCUACACGCAGCCAGGAGCCAUCAUGCCCUUUUUGGACCCCUUGAUGAGAGUGCUGGCGCGUCAUUUCCCCGACGCCGGCCUCAAAACCGCGAUAAAGGCACGACACAUUCUGCGCGACACGGUGGCGGAUCUUGUCAGGGAGACACGGCAGCGUGAGGCAGCAGGUGCAACCGCCGCUGCAAAAAUCACGGCGGAGCCGGGGGCGGCGCCGGCGGCGGGAGAGGCGCGGAAGAAGGCGAGGGGUGUGCAGCCGGGCUCCUUCCUCAACCUCAUGAUCAACAGCAAGCACGAGAGCAGCGGCCGCGCCGUGACUAACGAUGAGGCCACCGCGCAGGCCUUCACCUUCCUCCUGGCAGGCUACGAGACCACGGCGUCUGCGCUGGCAUUCACCAUCUACACACUGGCCAAGCACCCGGAGAAGACCGAAAAGCUCAUACAGGAGAUUGAUAGCAUUGGUAGGAGCGCUGCUAUAGGACCGGCUGAAUUGGCGCGCAUGCCUUACCUGGACGCAUGCCUGAAGGAGUCCAUGCGACUGUACCCGCCCGGCCACAUCACCCCGCGCCAGCCGGUCACCGAGGACUUCACAGUCAAGGGCUACAUCAUUCCCAAGGGCACCUGGAUCCACAUGCCCAUCUUCAGCCUGCAGCGCAGUGAGGAGUACUAUGGGCGGCCGCUGGAGUUCAUCCCGGAGAGAUGGGUGGAGGGAGCGCCAGAGGAGACCGCGCUCAACAGGAAGGUGCCCGGCAGCUGGAUGGCCUUUGGGGAGGGCACGCGCUCGUGUGUCGGGCAGCGAUUCGCCCUUCAGGAGGCCAAGAUCACACUCGCUCGCCUAUUCCAGAGGUUCACAUUCAAGCUGUCGCCAGGGCAGGAGGACGAGGCGGGGCUGCAGCUGCAGAGCUUCUUCACGCUGGGGCCCAAGGAGGGCAUCUUUGUUACCCCUGUCCUGCGCACCGAGGAGUGAGAGUUUUCCAUGUGGAACGCCCUGGGACACAAGCAACCCAGUGGCAUGCGAUUCAGAGCAAAGGAAGACCUCACUGUAUAGUAGACGUAGAGUUGGGCCGGCAUUCUUCUGCCACCGUGAGUUCAGAUGUUCUAUUCAGGUUUAAUGCUGCUCUGUCGGGCAGUACAGGCAUCUUGUUCUGUGGGUUCAGUAGGCUACGUAAUUCACUUUGUUGCAUCCUUGUGGCUAUGUUGCCUUGCUGCCAUGGCAGAUGGCGCCAGGCGGGAAGAUAUGCAGGCUACAACAUUCAUUUACUAACGCAUGUAGGCAGCUAUUCAACGUUGGGAUUGCUUUCACCAAUGGUUCGCGGUGAUGGACAUGUGUUCUACAGGUCAAUUGAAUUGCCAGUGUACUGAAGAAGAGAUUACAAGUUGUCCAGUCACACCUUCUGGCCAGAUAUUAUGAUCUGCCCAACGGACAGAUGUCUGACUGUCUACUUAAUAACACUCAGUGAGUGGGAGUUAUUUCUAAGGGACUCGUUAACCAAGUGUUGUGAAAGACCCAGGAAGGGGUAUGUGUUGUGCAUCGGGAUUGCAAGUUUCAAUAACGUAGAAUGUAAAGGUCAGCUUUCCCCUGCACUCACAAGUGGCGCAUAAGAGCGCUCGCUAGCAUACCUCGACAGUCUACAAGGAUCGAUGCAUACUAAAUAAGGCUCCGCUGAGAGAGGUUUGGGCACCAUUAUCAAAGUCAUGGCACACUCAGUUGCGCACCAAAUGGACUCCAAAUCUCUGCUUCAGAGAAUGCCUGUCUUGAUAGUAUGCUUGUCACUUUGCUUGCAGCUCUGCACCUUGACCCAAUUUUUUAUUGCUUCAUCAAACUUCAAACCAACCAGUGGCAAGUCAUUUGCUGCUGCAAUCGCCACGUUUGCAAUGCCAAACAAAGAUUGAAAAACUGUCGUGGUGAAGAGUAUCCCACAUAACUAACACAUGCUGCUCGCUCUCUCUGCGCUGCUGUCAACACAUGCUUGCCACUUGCCUCUCUGAUUCUUUGCAGAGGUGGCCUGCAGAGGUGACUGCGUCGCAUUUCCGAGAGGGAGUGCAACAAAGAAUGCUUGAGCGGGCACCCCUUGCAUGAAGCCCCAACACAAUGGAAUCUUAUUUCCCCCAAGCCUGCAAAUGAAUCUGAAAAGUGAGCUGGGCGGCUCUCCUCGUGAGCCUAUGUGAGAGCCUGCGCUCACGGCUCAACAGCUGCAGCAACCCCAAACAACACCUCCAUACAAUUCUCCCUUGACACUAAUUUACCCCUUGCUUGGGUUGUUACCGCACUUUGCCACCUAGGUUCUUGACUUGUU